AUGACCACUUUCCUCUACUUGGCUGGUUUGGUUUUGGCUCUGUCUGUCCCUGGCGCGAAAUCAGAGUCAGCAGUUCUGCGGUUCUCGGGGCAGACGGACUUUGUCGUCAACGAGAGCAGCGCGGCGGUGGUCCGACUGGUCGUGGAGAGAGUAGGAGAUCCCGUCAAUGUCACGGCUUUGGUUCUGCUGGAGGGAGCGGACACUGGAGAUUUUGAGGCUGUCACAGCUGCCGCCUUUUUGCUGUCCACUGAACUCAGUAAGACCAUAUUCAUUGCAGUGAAAGACGACGAGCUGCCGGAAGCAGAUGAGACGUUUACCUUUAACCUUACCCUACAGAGCUCCUCUAACGGUGUGACGCUGGGAACACCCAACAAAGCGACCAUAACCAUCCUUUCCAAUGAUAAUGCCUUUGGAAUCAUUGCCUUCAACUCAACUGAGGAGGUCGUAGUUGAUGAACCAAAAGAAGGCAACCAGUUUGUGCCUCUCACUCUAAUUAGAGAAAAGGGGACAUACGGAACAGUGACCGUAAAUUUUGAGAUCUCUGGGGGCCCCAAUUCUGCCUUAGAGGACCUCGCUCCAGACAAAGGGAAUAUCACUAUUCCUGUUGGACACUCUGUCGCUCACUUUGACAUCCUCAUCCGGGAUGAUCAGAUUCCAGAAGAUGAUGAAGUGUUUUCAGUCAGGCUCACAAGCAUAGCAGGCGGAGCGCUCCUCAGGCCCAACGGCAGUAGUGUGCAGCUGAGGAUCCGACGUAAUGACAGCCCACUGAGGUUCUCACAUUCUGUCGUGGCAGUUCCAGAGACUGCCGGAGUCAUCGCCUUGAAUGUGACCCGUGGUCGGCUGAGAGAAGAUGGACCGCUGGUCGGUUCUGUUGACACUGAGGUCAGUGUGGAUUAUAUACUUUCAAGUGGCAAAGGGCUGGUCAAGGCUACGGUUGAUGAGGAUUUCCUUGAUCUGCAGUCGGCCAAGACUAUUACCUUCCCUCCAUUUGUCUACAAGACGAGCCUGCUGUUUAACAUUACAGACGAUGAAGUGCCAGAAAUUGCAGAGUCCUUUCAAGUGGUCCUACUGGAGGCGAGCGUCAGAGGAGACGCGGUCCUAGUUUCACCCAAUUCCGUCCUUGUGACCAUCGAGCCUAACGAUAAGCCUCACGGCGUCCUUUCAAUCAGCAGUAGUGCCGUCAUUCACCCAAUCAGUAUUGAUGAGGAUCUGAUACAAAGAUAUGAAGGCCUCGUUAUUGCAAGAAAUGGAGGUAGCUAUGGCCAAGUGUCCGCCAACUGGUCUAUCAGUCGAAAGUCAAGUGUCCUCCAGCCAGUAUCUGAUGACUUGGCACCUGAGUCAGGGGUGGUGACCUUUGCCCCCGGCCAGUUAACUGCCGUGAUUCCAAUAAAUAUUGUAACAGACGAUGUACCUGAAGAGGCGGAAGCUUUUUUUCUACGGCUGCUGCCGCAUUCCGUCACUGGGGACGCUGAGGUGGAUGAACCCAUGGAGAUGGUGUUUUACAUUCAAGACAGUGAUGACGUCUACGGGAUAUUUCUCUUCAACUCUGAAAAAGAGCAAAGCAUUCAAAGCCAACCCGAAGGCCGUUUCCUGUCACUAAACUUCCUGCGGGAAGGUGGCAUGCUGGGCCAAGUCUCAAUGAGUCUAACAGCUCUCUACAUUCCAGCAGGACCAAUAGAUCCACUUCUGGCCCGAGACCAGGUUCUAAAUGUUAGCAGGACUGUGAAUGUUGUCUUCUCUCAUGAACACAAGGUUCAUUUUGUACUGCCAAUCAGGAACGAUGCUUUUCUGCAGAACGGAGCUCAUUUUUUUAUACAGUUGAAUGCACUGGAGCUUGUUGAUAUCACGCCCAUGAUUCCUUCAAAAAGUCCAAGAUUUGGGGGACCGGUCAAUCUCACCCUUACAGUCACCCCUGAUAUUGCCAAUGGGGAAAUUGGCUUCACUAGUAACACUACAGUGGUGGUUCACGAACCAGAAGAUAGCCGCACUAGCAUGACGAGCCUCCCACUUCGGCGUGACGGUACCGACGGCCAGGCCAUUGUGUUCUGGAGCCUCAAGCCGAUCGGAGCGAAUCAUGAGGACGUCACCCAAAGUGAUCUAGAACCUCUCAACGGCUCUGUUGUUUUCAUGUCAGGGCAAAGCGAAGCCUCCAUCAACCUCACUAUCUUGGCUGAUAAUACUCCGGAAAUCAACGAGACCUUGCUGCUUACCCUGGAUAGAACAAACAAAAAACUUUUCACUGUCGAAAACCAGAUCCUGAAAGCUGGCUUUACCGCCAGAGAGAUCGUCAUCAUGGAGAACGAUGACCCUGGUGGAGUCUUUGAGUUCUCUCCAUCCUCCAGAGGUCCUUGGUUGAUCAACGAGGGUGAGACUGUGGAGCUCCAUGUGGUCAGAGUUCAGGGACAGCUGCUAAAACAGCUGGUGCGUUACGAUGUCAUGCCUGCAGGCAAUUCCGAAUUCUACGGGCCCACAGGCAUCUUGGAGUUUAAACCAGGCGAGAGGGAGGUCAUGGUGGCCCUGGUAGCCAAGUCUGAUGGGGUACCAGAACUGGACGAGAAUUUCUACGUGGUUCUCAGCAGCCACAGCACUCCUCCCAGUCAUAUUGGAAGACAUAGGGAGGUCAACGUUACAGUGCGCAGAAAUGAUGACCCCAUUGGAGUCGUAGAAUUCAGCCAAUCGGGAGCAACACAAGUUAUGAGUGAGAGUAAAGGAAACGAGACAUACCAAGUGACUUACUCUGUGGAGAGGAGCAGGGGGCUCUUCGGAGAAGUGUCUGUUUCAUGGACUCUAGAGCCAGCCGCAUCUGGAGAUGUUAGCCCUAUCCGAGGAAACAUCACAUUCAAGGAAGGGGAAUUCUUGAAAAAUAUUACUCUCCAAUCUUUACCUGAUGAGAUACCUGAAGGCCUAGAGAAUUUUACAAUCACCUUGGUGGACGUGAGUGGUGGAGCAAGGCUCGGAAACAGGCUCACAGCCAAUUUUCAGAUCAGCAAAAACGAUGAUCCCAUUUAUUUUUCUGAACCUGUCAUUGUGCGGCUUCGGGAAGGCGGCGUGGCCAAUUUUAGCGUUUUGCGGGCCGGGCGAGCAGACGAUGUUGGCACGGUGGCGUACAGAGUGGAAUACGGUGACGCCUCACCUGGCGAUCUCAGUCUUCCCAGUAAUGACACGCUGUUGGUGUAUGAAAUAGGAGAAUGGAGGAAAAACAUCUCAGUGACUAUAGAAGACGAUAACAUACCAGAGACUGAUGAGCGCUUCUUCAUUGUCUUGUAUAAUGCCACGGGUGAUGCUGUGGUGUACGGAGCAGACAGGGCUACCGUGGUCAUUGAGGCCAACGAUGACGCUAAUGGCAUUUUCUCACUGCAGCCAACGGAAAAGACAGUAGAGGAGGGGAAAGACAAUAACUUCUCUGUCUUGCGAGCACGAGGUCAUUUUGGUAAUGUCACAGUCUUCUGGCAGCUUUACGCCAAUGAUUCCAUCACUCCAUUGUUGCAAAGUCAAGAAUUUAUCAACACCUCUGGCUCCAUCACUUUCACUACUGGAGAAGAUUCCAAAGCAAUCGUGUUGGAAGCCAUCUCAGAUAAGCUUCCAGAAUUCAAUGAGGGUUUUGUCCUCAGACUGGUAAAUAUAUCUGGUGGUUACCCGGGGGACGGUGGUCGACUUGCUAAGACUUCUCUGAGCGCCUUGCUGGUCAUUCCCCUCAAUGACGACCCGUAUGGCGUCUUUGCCAUCGCCAACGACAAUCUGGACCACGAAGUAGCGGAGGACGUACUGUCAGUGGAUGAUAUGGCGGAUGUCACAUCUUUUACCGUUGUCCGACAGCAGGGUACUUUCGGCGACGUGCGGGUUGCCUGGGAAAUUGUAUCAGGACAUUUUCCAGGUGGUCUUCCUCUGAUGGAUGACCUGCUAAUUCUAGCAUCCUUCCAAGACGGGGUAGAACUCAGGCCUCGUGCCAGAAGACACCACUCUGCAACAGACACGUGGUUUUUCUCCGGACGUCCCGCAGCGUACGGGAUCAUCUCACCCAAAGAUUCGCCUCCUAUUCCAGAAAACUGUACGCUCUCUGCUUGGUUGGUCCCAAAAGCAGCUACUAAUGGUUUCAUAGUCUCCAAAGGAUUGACUAAUGGCACUUUGUAUUAUGGUGUCAAAGUCCACACCAAUGAGUCUCAUGUUACAGUGAAGUUGUACUACACAGUGAGAGGGGCAAAUAAUACCCAAGUGGCUCAGGCCACUGCGACCAAAUUCGUGGAAGAUAAUACAUGGCUACAUGUGAUUAUUACGGUGGAUGAUGGGAUUGUUGAGUUCUUUCUGGAUGGAAAGCCCAUUCCUGGGGGCCUGAAGAGCAUCAAAGGAGAAGGCAUUGCCGAUGGUCCUUCUUCUAUAUUCAUCGGGUCUGAUCCGUCAGGUCAACAACUUUACACAGGCCUUCUUCAAGAUGUCCGUCUGUACCGUACAGCGCUUGAUCAGAGCCACAUACAUGAGCUUCACAGCCAGCCUCCCAAAAUGGACCUGCGCAUCAUCUCGGGUUAUCUCCGCUACAAGCAGCAGGAGAGCCAAAAGUCGUUUGUAGUGGAAGUCAAGGAUGAUGACGAAGAAGAGGGGGAGGAGGUGUUCUACCUGCAAUUGGUGGCGGCUCAUGGCGGCGCCCGCUUGGCCGUCCCUAGGCCUACAGCCAUCAUACGAGUCAUGAAGAGUGAUAAUGCCAACGGACUUUUUGGGUUCACCGGUGGUUGCAUACCUGAUACCACUGAGGAGGGUUCAACUAUUUCCUGUGUGAUUGAGCGGAUGCAGGGAUCUCUGGACAGAGUUUAUGUCAAUUAUUCUGUCACCCAAAUGAAUGGCGAGGAUAGCGAGACGCCCGCAUUUGGCGAUUUUGUUAAUGCAACCGGAGCUGUGCUUUUCAUGAAUGGGCAACGCUCUGAGGUCCUCAACCUUUUCGUGUUGGACGACAACCUCCCUGAACUGGCAGAGACCUUUCAAGUCACGCUGAUAUCGGCAAGAUCAAGUGAUGGGAAGCUAGGCUCAACUCCUGUUAGCGGCGCUAGCAUCGACCCCAGUAAUUCUGUCAACGUGGUGACGAUUACAGCGAGUGACCACCCUUAUGGCUUACUGCAGUUCCAAGAUCAUCUUCCAGGCGAAGGAUUAAUCCCACCUGCGUUAGAACCUGCGCACAUCACCGUCAAAGAGGAAGACGGGGAGGUCCGUCUGCCAGUGGCCAGGGCACAAGGCCUUUUAGGAAGGGUCAUGGUGGGAUAUAGGACCACCCCCUUCACAGCGUCCAGCCCUGAAGACUAUGAGGACUCGGAGGGUAUGCUGGACUUUCUCCCAGGAGAAAGGUUGAAGUUCAUUUCUGUCAGGAUCAUUGACAAUCCUGUUCCAGAGCUGGAUAAGGAUUUUAGAGUGGAGCUAUUCAAUACUGAUGGAGGAGUGGAUCAGUUUCUGCAUGUUGAGGAAAGUGGUAGUGGGGAGAGUGACUUUGAUUUCCUGCCAUCAUCCUUUCUACAUCGUGCCAGCCUGGGAGCUGCUUCACGGAUCACGGUUAAGAUCGCAGCCUCUGAUGAUGCCCACGGGGUCUUCAACUUCAGCCCUGGCUUUCUGUCCGUCAAUGGGACAGAACCAGAAGAUGGACAUAGCGCUGUCCUUUUAAAGGUGGAUCGAUCCUUUGGCGAUCUCUCUAAUGUGACUGUGUACUGGGAAGCUGAUGCCAGCUCAGAAGGGGAACUCUUGAACCAAUCCGGUAACAUCUUCUUUGGCGUUGGCCAGACGUUACAGAGCUUCACCAUCCCUGUGGCCCAGGAUGAAGUCCCCGAGUUGGACAGAAGUUUUACGGUGUCUUUGGUUAAUGUGUCUCACGGCCGACUGGGUGUCGAGACUUCUUCGACUCUCACCGUGCUUGCCAGUGACCACCCAUAUGGUGUUUUUGUUUUCUCCAACACUACAAGGCCUGUCCGCCUGCCUGAAGGUGACUCAGCUGUGACCCUUAGCAUAUUACGACAGAAAGGACUGAUGGGACAGGUGCGAGUCACAUUUAGGACACUAAAGGAAACAGAUCCAGAGCCCUACAACACACCCGGGGUUGGUCGAGCCACAGAAGGGCGAGACUUUAUUCCACUCUUAGAUUCGGUUCUUUUCCUGGCAAAUCAAAGGGAAGCUAACAUCACUAUCAGAGUGUUGGAUGAUGAGGAUCCAGAGAGAGACGAGUCUGUGUUUAUACAGUUGAUCAGUGUUCAACUUGUAGGUGGAGGACAGCAGAGGCCCAUUUCCAACUCCCCAUCUCUUGGUCCCAGGAUGGAAAUCGUAGCCCAGGUGAUAGUGGAGGCUAGUGAUGAUGCCUUCGGUGUCCUUCAAUUAUCAGCUUCUGCUGUCAGCGUGGCUGAAGAUUAUGUUGGCCCCAUCAUAAAUGUCACUCGUGUCGGGGGAAUAUUUGCAGAUGUAUCGGUUAAGUUCAGAGCUGUGCCUUUGACCGCUAGAGUCAGCGAAGACUACAGUGUGGCCUCCACGGAUGUCGUCCUUCUAGAAGGGGAAUCCAGCAAAUCAGUACCAAUAUAUGUCAUCAAUGAUAUCGUACCGGAAUUGGAGGAGACCGUUGCUGUUGAGUUAAUCAAUCAGACUACGGGAGGAGCUCUGCUAGGGGAGCUCACACGUGCCAUUAUUACCAUAUUACCUUCUGAUGACCCUUUUGGUGCCUUUGUCUUCCAUGCGGCCUCAGUCACUGUCGAAGAACCCGCGUCCAACUCAGUUGAAGUUUCACUUCCAAUAGUUCGGAAUGCUGGUACUAUUGGGACAGUGGUAAUCCAAUGGAAGGCUACUGUUAAUGGGAAGCUAGCAGCGGGGGAUAUCAGACCAACAUCGGGAGAAGUGACCUUUGCUCCCGGAGAGACCACGAAGACCCUCCGAUUGGAGGUCUUAGCAGAUGAUGUCCCUGAAAUAACAGAGAUUAUAAAGAUAGAACUCACCAGUGCCAGUAAUGGUGGAAACCUUGGCACUGAUACAAUCGUUGAGAUUAAAGUGCCUGCCAAUGACAACCCAUAUGGGACCGUCUACUUUGGACAACCUGUUUACCGCAUUCAGGAGCCACUGGAGGGAAGCUAUGCAGCCAAUAUUACUGUCCAAAGAAGAGACGGGCACUUUGGUCGCUUGCAAAUCGUGUACAGCACCUCAGAGAUUGACCCAGUUGGCUCAGCACAGGCUGAAGGCCAGAACCUGCUGAACUACUAUGACAUCCCAAAAACAGGGAUUCCUAGCACUCCCCCUCAGGAGUCACUUAACAUCACCGGUCUGAAGGAUCCCUUAUCUGCCUGUGCUGCUGUAUGCUUGAGGGAGAAUGACUGCCAAGCCUUCUCGCUAUCCUCAAACACAAUCUCGCCUUCUUGCACUUGGGUGACUUCAGGAGCAGACCAACUUGCACAGAUGCCUCAGGUCAUGACAUAUGUGAAAAAUAUGACCGCAGCUGCUUCCCUGUUCAGCAGCCAGGCCUUGGCAGGGAGCGACUACAUCCCUGUGAUGGCCCAAAGUGCCUUUAUGGAGGACGGUUCAGGGGCAGCGAACCUCACCGUGCUCAUUUUGACUGAUAAAUUGCCUGAAAUGGAUGAAAGCUUUGCCAUACACAUCUUAAAGGUAGAACUGAUGAAUCUGACUGAAGACCAGAAGAACCUACCCUCUAUUGGCCAGCCAGAUAAAGCAGUGGUUACUAUCGGAUUGAACGGGGAUGCAUUUGGCGUGUUUUUGAUAUACAGCGACAGUCCCAAUGCCACCAACGAGGGACUUUACAUUGAGGUUCGUGAAGAACCGAUGUUGAUAGUUCCUCUGGUCAUUGAAAGGAGAGGAGGCAACUUGGGGACCGUCACUGUGGAGUGGAGGUUUGUUGGAGGAAAGGCCACACCUGAUAGAGACUUCGCUGAAACCGGGGGAACUCUAAUUUUUGAUGGUGAUCUCAAGAAGACAAUAGAGAUCGUAAUCAGAGAUGAUAUUGAACCAGAAGACAAUGAGAGCAUCAUGAUUGGGCUUGUUAAUACAGAGGGAGGAAGUCGUAUCUUUCCCAGUUCUGAUACCGUCAACAUCGUGAUUCUGGCUAACGAUAACGUGGCCGGCAUUGUGGGAUUCCAUCCGGCGUCGCGAUCAGUCAUUGCAAGAGAAGGUGAAAAGCUGAGCUUGUUAGUUUUGAGAACUGCUCCAGGUCUAGGUAAUGUCACAGUAGACUGGAGGAUACAGGGUCCGUUUGUAGAACAGACCUUCACUCAUACCUCAGGGAGACUUGUAUUUCAUCAGGGACACUUAAACAAUACCAUUGUUGUACAGCUUCAGGAUGAUGCCACACCAGAGGAUAAAACUGAGUACAAACUUUUCUUGACUGACAUCCAAACUUUUGGUGUCGCGGCUCCAGGCCACGCCACGUUUGAUGUUCAGGGAAAAGAAGCGGUCAUUAUUGUGGACACCAGCGAUGAACCAUAUGGGCUUUUGAGCAUUGCGCAAUCGUCCCUAAAGGUGACCACUGAGGAACGUGAACACACCGUAGAUAUCUAUAUCAACAGGGAGUUUGGAGCUUCAGGAGCUGUAAAUGUUACCUAUGAGGUUCUCAAAGGUUCUCUGGAGGACCUCACCCAGGUAGAAGGUGCUCUUGCUGACCCCGGACAAGACUUCUUGGCUGGAACUGGUUUUGUCAUUCUUCAGGAGGGUCAGACCACUGUCGCGAUCCCUGUCACCAUACUGGAGGAUGACAUUCCAGAGUUGCAGGAAUACUUCUUAGUCAACAUUACAUCAGCAGUACUCAUAACAACUCUUGCUACUGUUCCUCAACUAGUAGAAGUUGUGUAUUGCACAUUACCAGACACUCAGGAUUUGCUGGCAGAGGUCAGCAUUGCUGCUAAUGAUGGAAUUAGAGGAGUCAUUGAAUGGACAAACACCAUGUUUGAGGUGAAUGAAACAUUAGGGACUCUGACCCUAGUGGCCUUCAGGAACAAGGGCACAUAUGGGAAUGUUUCUCUUCUCUUCUAUGCGCAGAACCUGGAAGCUCAGCAAGGCCUGGACUACAACACUAGCAAAACGAUACUUCAUUUUGUCAACGGCGAAAGACACAAGUUUGUAGAGGUACAGAUCAUCGACGACAUUAUUCCAGAGGGAGCGGAACGAUUCCAGAUGAUAUUGUCCGAUCCAUCACCUGGGCUGGUACUUGGUACCAAUACCACAGCCACCGUUAGCAUCCUUGCUAGCGACGAUGGACACGGUGUCAUAUCUUUUAACACCAGUAAGCCUUUCCUACUAAAGGAGCCCACAUCUGAGCUGGGCCUUCGCGAGAGCGUGGCCACCCUCUAUGUGGUUCGGAACCCUGAGGAGGGCACAUUUGGAGCUGUGACUGUGCAGUUUAUCAUAACAGAUGCUAAUGGCAGCCUUGCUAAUGGAGAUCUUGUGCCAGCGGAAGGGGCUGUGGUGCUGGAGGACGGUGUUAGGUUUGAGAUGCUGGAGAUCCGAGCAUUGCUUGAUGCUGAUCCUGAAAUGAACGAGACAUUCACACUGAGUCUGUUUAAUCCAACCGGGGGCGCACGUCUAGGUGACAAAUUACACACAGUCAUCACAGUCCUAGAGAAUCUUGCUCCAGCUGGCUUGUUCCGAAUUGGACCCACUCUCGAGAGAAGUAGCACACAAGUGAUGGCAAGUGAAGGAAGUGGACCAAUUUUUCUCACAGUGUCCCGCAGCAAUGGCCUGGAGUCCACUGUCAGUGUGGAGUGGGAGACGCAAUCUGAAACAGCUGUUGCUUUCGAGGGCAAUUUCCCGGUUAUGGGUGUGUAUCAGAGCUUCGAGGACAGUCCCACAUCCACUUGGUGCUCCGUCCCCGGAAUGCCAUCCAUUCUUGCUGUGAGACUUGAUAAGAGUCCUGCUGUGGGAUCUUCUCACACAUUGGCCACACUCUAUCAAUGGCAAGGAGUUUUUGUGUCUGUGGAGUCUGCGAGGAUUCAGAACCCUCGUUCUUGUGUGGGCUUCACACUUAAAAACAGUAGCUACAUCGCAAUCACACAUGGUGGUGCUCCCUUCGCCCCUGCUGCCAACCUCAGUAUCUUGAAAGUACAUAGGGACCUCAAUGUCACGUUGGAACAAAUCAUGAGCGUGGAAAGCCUGGAAGUGAAACACUUCACAAUUGACAACAGUGAUUUUCUGGUCGCAUCAAGUCAGAUAUUUGUUUUGACCAACAACUCCUUCACGCUCCUGCAGACGCUUGACUUUAAAGACGAUAUUGUCAGUGUGACUCCAUUCACCCACGCAGAAUCUCCUUAUUUAGUAGUUUGUCUAAACAGAGUGACAAAUGGCUGCUUCCUUCUUGACUGGAUUGACGGGAGAUUUGGAAAUUCGCAACCCUUCCCUGUCUCAGGCAGUAUUAGCCAAGUGGAGACAGUCCAGAUUACAGCAGUGGACACUCUUUUCUUGGUGCUUCGUCAAGAUCUCCUUCCCUCCUGUGAAGUUCUCCUGUGGAGAUUCGGGCAGAGUUCACCUGAGUUACAUCAGUCCAUUCCUUACCAAGGCCUCACUUCGAUUCAUGUGUUCACUGCCUCCUCUGAAAUCGUUUAUAUACUACUUGCUGGUAGCAAUGGCUCAUCACUCUACACCUGGAGGUCUGAUUCCAGCCUAUUCGCCAUUGUACUGAACGCCCCAGCAGCUAUGAGAUUCUUCUCCUUUAAAGUCUCGUCCUUCAACACAACAAAGAUCAUUUUGGCUUCUUCUGAAGAGAAUCGCUCCAGACUUUAUGAAUUAACUUCUGUUUCUAAUGAGUCAGACUUCAUUCCCAGUUUUGGCGAGUUGCAUUUCCUACCUGGUGACAGCGAGCUACAGAUUGCGGUGAACGUCUUGGAUGAUGACGUUCCUGAAGAGCAGGAGCAGUUUCAAGUCCGCCUAAAGAACCCCAAAGGUGGGGCAGAGAUUGGGUUUGGGGGUCAAGUGACCGUUGUGGUUCCGAGCAAUGACAACGCCCAUGGAGUGAUUGGGUUUGCGCAGAACUCUCUGUCUCUGGAGGUUGACGAAUUGGAGGAAAAUCAUCAGAUCUCCCUCACUGUGGAGAGGAGAAGGGGGACUUUCGGCAGAUUGACUGUUCACUGGUCUGCCAGUGGGAGUCUGGCGGACAUUUAUCCCACUUCCGGAGUGGUUACAUUCUCAGAGGGCCAGUCGGUUGCCGUCAUUCCACUGACUGUGCUGGCCGAUGGCGUGGCAGAGCUGAGUGAGAGCGUUACCGUUACUCUCAUGGAUGUGACCACACUUGAGCUGCAGGACAUUCAACAAGCCGCCGUCAUUGAUGGUUUGCGGGCACGUGCACUGCUUACCAUCCUGCCAAACGGUUCCCCCUAUGGAGUUAUUGGAUGGCAUCUGGACUCUCGCAUUACUCCAACGCAAGAACCACAGGGCUUUCCGAUCAAUCUGACUUUGUCUAUAGUUCGGGAACAAGGCUCCACAGGUGAAGUGGAAAUACAUUAUGAAACCAGGCCAGCCUUGUACCAACCGCCACCCAACCAAGCUUCAGCAAAUUAUGACUAUAUCGCCAAAGAUGAAAUCCUUAUCAUGCCAGACGGAGCAACUGUGGCCCUUUUGACCAUCACAAUACUUCCAGAUGAGAUCCCAGAACUGUCUGAGAGUUUCCUGGUAAAUAUCACCAGCGUGGCGCUAGUUGGCAGGCCAGCUGGAGCAGGCCAGCCAACUGUGAAGAGACCUGGCAUGGAAGUAGCUGAAAUAACCAUCCAGGAAAACGAUGAUCCUCGAGGGAUAUUGCAGUUUGUUGAGCCUGAAGUAAGUGAUAGCCCUAUUGUGGUAUAUGAGAUGCCAGCACCUGGCAACAUCAUACAACUGAAAGUAGCACGACUUGCUGGUACAGUUGGAAGACUGCUCACUUACUGGGAGGCUCAACCCAUUACUGCUGAUCUCACUGAUUUCACCCCCUCAUCUGGCAACAUCACCUUCCAAGAUGGGCAGAGAGAAGCUGUGAUUGCUGUCACCAUUAUGGAUGACGACCACGUGGAGGCGUCAGAGAAAUUUAAAGUAACUUUACUGCGGGUAAUCGGUGGCGCUCGAUUGGGAGACUUAACCUACGUGACUGUCGACAUUCCGGCUAAUGAUUCCCCUCUAGGACGAUUUGGAUUCGAAGAGUUGGAGGUUACUGUAAGUGAGCCAGAGUUUGUUGACGAUCCUGCUGCUAUCGCUCGAUUAGCGGUACUGCGCAGUGAAGGCGGUGAAGGAGCCGUGACAUUGGUGUGGCAGCUGGAAGGAGAAGCUGUUCAUGACCUUUCACCUCAAAAUGGAACACUUACCUUUACUGAGACUGAAUCGAUGAAGAUUUUUGUGAUAAGAGCCCUUGGUGACAGCGUACUAGAGGGAGUAGAGAGUUUCACUGUUAAUCUCUUUCCUGCAAUGGAUGGCAGUGCUGUCAUUGACCCUUUAAAAGGUUUGGCAACCAUCACUAUCAUGGCAGACAAGGCUGCCCUGGGCAUCAUAGGGCUGGCAGAGUCGUCCAGGAACAUUUUCAUUGGAGAACCUGAAGGAUUUUAUAAUGGCAGUGCUGUUGUUAACCUUGUUCGUGGGCCAGGUGUGUUCGGUGAAGUGCAGGUGUAUUGGAAUAUCACCCCCGCUUUGGAUGAUGAAUUCAAGACUAUCUUUGGCUCUGUAACAAUGAAAGACCAACAAUCUUUUGCUUCUUUUUCUCUGGAGGCCAUAGAUGAUGAUUUUCCUGAGGAACGUCGCGAUUUCCAGUUAAUGCUGACGUCCAUGACUCCAGGAUUGGAAAUCAGCCCCAAUGCAAGGCAUGCCAGGAUAACCAUGGCAGCCAGUGACAACCCUUACGGCCUGUUCUCCCUCACCGAGAAGGAGAUAAGCACAAAUGAGGAGGAGGGAAUUAUUAUUGUGACAAUUAAUCGCACUAUGGGCAGUUUGAAAAAUGUUUGGGUCACCUACCAGACCUCAAACCACACAGCAGUUAGUGGAGAGGACUUUGCUUCUGUUUCGGGGCGGCUUUUCUUCACCCCAGGUCUGACGUCACAACGCGUUUCAGUGCAUAUUCAUGACGACAGUCUUCCAGAAGGGCCUGAAAUGUUCUACUUCAACAUUACGGAUGUGGAUCUAGUCAACGUCAGUGGUGUGGAUUACACACUGACUGAAUCAGGUCUCCGACUCGACCAACCUCCAGUCAUAGGUGACAUCUCAUCUCUUGCUGUUUUCAUACUGAAGAAUGACAACGCUGAGGGUGUCUUACAGUUCAGGCAUGACCACGUUAACAUCACAAUUGAGGAGGAUGCAGGCACUGUGUUGAUCCCAGUGGUGAGGACGGCAGGUUCAUAUGGAACCGUCUCUGCAGAGUAUAUUUCCAGAGGCCUGAGUGCAACUCCUGGUCUUGACUACAUUGCAAACAAUGGCUCAGUAAUGUUCAUCCACGGCCAGCAAAGUAGUGUUAUUAAUGUUACAAUUUUAGAUGACAUGGAAAGUGAAUAUGCAGAGAUGUUCCAGAUCGUGCUGGUUGGAACCACAGGGGGGGCAGUACUUGGCUCUCAAACAGUCACCAGGGUGACCAUCAACAAGAGUGACUCACCCGGAGGUGUUGUACGGUUUCUUAACGAAAGCCUAAUUACCAUCCGUAACCCAAACGACACUCAAAAACUCACACUGGUUGUGGAGAGGACAGGAGGCCGUGUGGGCAAUGCAACGGUUGCUUGGAUUAUCCUCGGCCCGAAUAGCAGAGAUGCUCUGCUUCCAACCAAUACAGACAUUAGAGAGCCCUUGACUGGGACUUUUUUCUUCAGUGAUGGGGAAGAAGGCACACGCGAUAUUACACUUCGGGUUCUUCCUCAUGGUGAAGUGGAGGUGGAGGAAACAUUUAUAAUUGAGCUCAGCCUUCUCAGUGGAGACGUGGACAUCAAUUCGGAAGCUGGAUCCAUAACACUGAAGGUUGAAAAAUUUGGAGACCCAAAUGGUAUCGUCCGAUUUACAGAGAAUGCACUUCAGGAGCACAUUUACAACGAACCAACAGAGGGACCAAUUGACAUCUCUUUAUAUGUUACACGUCGAGAGGGUAUCAUGGGUAAUAUUAGGGUUCACUGGCAGAUACUCUCUGACUUUGACAAAGCUGGAGAUUUUGUGGCCUUUUCUGGCUCAGUGGUCAUCGCGGAAGGCCAGAGAGAGGCAGAGAUAGUUGUUAGUCUUCGGCCUGACACUGUGCCAGAAUUGGAAGAGCUCUACACUGUUCAACUGACAGCAGUGGAGGGCGGUGCUACCCUGGAUGCUAAUUUGGACCUUUUACGCACCCAUAUUAGAGUCCAUGCAAAUGAUGACCCCCAUGGUGUCUUGUCCUUAAAUCCGGAGCAGCAGUCUGUGUUGGUUGUUGGGUCAGGACACGAGAUCCAUAGAGUUCUGGAGAUAAAUGCGACUCGGCUCGCGGGGCUGUUUGGCAAUGUCACUGUGGGCUACAAGGUCUCUGGUGGGACAGAGGAGGUGAUGGACAUGAUGGGAGGACAAGCUGAAGGACAACUAUUGUUCACUGAGGGGCAGGCUUACACUGCUGUCAUGCUACAAAUAAGCAACCAGGUUUUUUUGUCUGUGGGAGAGAGUUUCACAGUCGAGCUAACUAAUGUAAGAAUGCUCAGUCCUUUACUUGGUGCCCCACCGACCCUCCAUCAUGAUUCCACUGUUGCUAGGGUGACUGUGCCUGAGGUAGCUGCCAACUCAGAGGUGGGUUUUGCUUCUCUGGCUUUAUCAGUUUCAAGCACUGAAACAGGGAAAUGUGAAGCAAAAGUGACACGAACUGGGUUGUUUGGGGGUAUCAGAGUCCAGUGGAGGGCAGGGUAUCCCCCGGGACACUCUCUACCAGGUUUUACAAUUGGAACAAUCAUGCCAAAUUCAGGCUCUUUGACCUUCUCCCAUGGAGAGAGAACAAAGAUAAUACCUCUGACAGCCAUGGCUGAUGUAUCUGAGCCAACUGCUCAUGCGUUGUACCUCACUGGAGCCACCUCCAGCACAACUGCAGUUAGCCAUGUCAAGCUCAGGUCAGGAUUUACAUUGGCGGAAGUGGAGCCACUAGGAAUCUACCAGUUUUCUCCCGAUUCCCGCCAGCUAGUCAUCGAGGAGGACUUCCAUACUAUAACACUCUAUGUCCAGAAGCUCUAUGGUUUGCGUAGCAACAGGACUCGCUUAUCUUACACAACCAUUGCAGGAAGCGCAGCUGCAGGAGCGGAUUUCAUCUCCGUUCCAGAGGGCCGUUUAACAUUUGAGUCAGCUUGGCAAACAAACAGUUCCUUCCAGCUUUCCAUCCUUGAUGACUCCCUCUCAGAGCCAGAUGAAUAUUUUUGCGUUAACCUUACCGACAUCGACGUCCUUAGUCCAAAUUUAGUUGGGGUGGAUGUCUUCCCUCGAAUCAACCCUCUGUACAGUCUGGCAACUGUUACCAUACUGGCGAGUGAUGUGACCGGUGGGGUUCUAAGUAUAGGUCCUGGACUGAUCCAAGUACCCGAAGACAAUGAUGAAGAGAGUCAACAAGAACGUAGAGUUCUCCUCAGGGUGCGCAGAUCAAACAGCAUGGCUGGAGAUGUACGAGUUAAGGUUCAAGCAUAUGGAGACGGAAGCACAACACCUUUCCCUUUCGCCCUGGAGCCUGUUUGGCCUCUAGCGAAGGAGAAUCAGGACUUCCAGUUGGAGUCUAAUAUUGUGCACUUGCCGGCUGGCCAGAAUGAGACUGAGGUGAUCCUCUUCAUCCUGGACGACUCAGAACCAGAAGGACAGGAGGUGUUCUUCGUAUAUCUCAGUGAUCCUGAGGGAGGAGCGCAGAUUACUGACAGUCCACAACAGGGCUACGGGGCCUUUUCGAAAAUCACUAUUCUUGGUAGUGACUUCCAUAAUGGCAUAAUAGGCUUUAGUCACAAGUCACUGAUAGGCCAGGUUCUGGAUGAAGAUUCAGAGAACAAAACAGUUCAACUAUUUGUGCAGAGGCAGGGAAACAGAGCCUUCGAGGAUUUGCAAGUUUUCUGGAGAGCUACUUUCAACAAAACAGUGCCAACUCUUAUCAGCAAUGGCGUCGACCUUACUAAACAACUGGUGCAUACAUCUGGAUUUGCACUUUGUAAAAGAGGAGAGAUCAUCUGUGCUUUUACUUUGGAGGUCCAAGAUGAUGAGGAACCAGAGUACAACACUUGGUUCUUGGUGGAAGUUUUUCAGGUGGGCUCAGGCGCCACCAUUAAUGAAACCGGCCGGUUUGCCAACGUCACCUUGUCGGAGAGCGACGAUCCGCGAGGUGUUGUGUACUUCGACGUCGGCCACAGGUUCCCCACUGCCACUCCUACAACCACAAAGCUGAGUCUUCAAGUGUACAGAAGAGCAAGCACUGCUUCAAAAAUAUCUGUACGGUAUCGUACUAUGGAGCUUCCCAGGGAGGAGGUGCUCGGGCCUUUUGUAAUCCAUCCUGCUAAAGAAGGGCUAGAUUUCCCUCAGCAGGAGGGCCAGCUGACCUUUGACGCAGGUCAAAGUAACAUAUCCGUAGACAUUUAUCUAACCCCUGACCUGGCGUCGUCUUUCCCCCGGCCUAAGCGCUUCCAAGUGGAGCUGAUCAACGCGACAGGGGGCGCCAGAGUACACACUGACUUCGGCCUUGCUAAUGUUACGCUGGUAUCAAAUGCUGCUAGUGCUGCUAUGUGGGCCUUGGUCGGGAAGUUACACCAACCUCUGGACCCGCCAACGCUCAACCAGGUGUUGCGAGGACUCAUCGAUCAGACCGCCGCCACUCUGUCCCGGGAACAAAUGACGGCUGUGCUUGAAGCUUUGGGCAAGGUACUCAUGGUUUCUGAGAAAGCAUCUAUUGAGCAAAGCAGCCGUAAUUUGACCUACGACCUGUUGUGUGCGUUGGCCAAGCCCAGCAGAUCUGACACGCGGGGCCUCAGCCACCUUGCCGAAGCAGCUGAACGAUUUGCGUUCUCCAUUAUCACACGCAGUCCGUGUGAGAUAGGGGGCACCAACCUGGACACAUGUGCGCACAUGUCCAUCUCUGCCUUCCAGUGGUAUCCCACGCAGAUCAAUGGGCACAAAUUCAGAGGGCGUAAUGCAGACUUCUUCCAGCUUCCUGACACUCUGCUGGCAGUGCCGGCCACCUCCACACCCAAGUGCAACAACCUCAGUCAGAUUCAGCUGAUAGAGUUCAGAAAUGACCUCUGGUUUCUCAGCAAUGAUACAACAAAUGCUCUCAACGGGAAGGUUUUCUCAGCUAGUCUACAGGACAGAAAGUCAAGACCCCUAGGAGAUGGUGUGGAGGUGAUAUAUAGAAUUCACACUGCUGGUCAGCCACUUAAACCAGGACGUUCUAUGUGCCUUCUCUGGAACCAGACCACUGGAAGCUGGUCAUCGGAUGGGCAGUAUUGCCGGGUUGUGAAAGAGAGUGCCAACUAUGUGGAGUGCGCCUGUUCCCACUUGUCUAUCUACACAGCAUAUGCGGAGUUUGCCCCAAUUGCAUCAUAUAACCAGGGCUUCUAUGCCUCUGGGUUCAUCUGCAUCUCAGCCUUCGCUUUGGCCAUUAUAGCACACAUCCUGUGUUCCCGUUUCCCUAUGUUUGCUGCCAAAUUGCUCGUUCAUAUGAUGGUGAGCUGCCUGGGAACGCAGAUCUGCUUCCUGGUGUCAGCUUUCCGUGGCCGUGUGCUUUCAGAGGACAGCUGUGCAACUCUAGCACUUUUCUCUCACUACUUUCACCUCAGCCAGUUCUUUUGGAUGCUUAUACAGGCUGUGAAUUUCUGGCAAGUGCUAGUAAUGAACGAUGAGCACACAGAGCGCCGAUAUCUUCUGUACUUCCUGUUGGGUUGGGGUCUUCCAGCUCUCGUCAUCAUCAUACUGGUUGUUGUUUUGCUUGGAGGCUUCGACUGGAGUAUCCACGCUGUCUACGGAUUGGUGGAAGGGAACGUGUGCUUCAUGCCGAACAUCUAUGCUGCACUGUGCACUGCUGUGCUCGUUCCGCUCAUCUGUUUGGUUGCUGUGCUAGUCAUCUUCAUACACGUCUACCAGGUCUCUUCACAAUGGAAGGCCUACGAUGAUGUCUAUCGCGGUCGUGCAAACGGUACAGAGGUGCCGCUAGUCCUCUACCUGUUCUUGCUCAUCUCUCUCGUGUGGUUGUGGGCUGGACUUCACAUGGGCUACAAGCAAAUGUGGAUGCUUGUCCUCUACAUCAUCUCUAACUGCCUGCUGGGGCUGUAUGUGUUUGCAGUUUACUUUGUCAUGCACAACCAGCUGUGUUGUCCCGCUAAAGCCACCUACAAUGUAGAAAGGAGUGAGCAUGACAGUCCGGACUCUAGCUUUCCGGGAGCUGGACCUACCACGGUUGGAGCCGAUAUCAACAAAUCAACACAGAACCUCAUUAGCGCCAUGGAAGAGGUGUCUGCGGACUGGGAGCGUGCGUCGCUGAGGACCGGUACUCAGCCCACGGGUGGGUUCAGGCCCAGUCCGGUGUUGGGGACGUAUACCAGUGAAGGCGGCUUCAUCAACGCUAACCUAGUCACCACAGACGAGGAGUCCCAGGAGUUUGACGACCUCAUAUUUGCCUUAAAAACUGGGAGCGGUCUCAACAUAAGCGACAAUGAGUCCAUUCCGGGGAGCCACGACGGGGGCAGCGUGAGCAGCUCCCAAAUUGUGGAGCUUCGAAGGAUCCCCAUCGCCGACACGCACCUCUAA
This is a messenger RNA of Nerophis lumbriciformis (worm pipefish), 18654 nucleotides long. The record is from RefSeq and is a predicted model, not a curated record. Lineage: Eukaryota; Metazoa; Chordata; Actinopteri; Syngnathiformes; Syngnathidae.